AGCCUGGCGGCGGCCCGUAGGCGAGGAGGAUGUGACGUCCGACAGACGAAGGGUGCUUCCGGGCCGGGUCGGUGGUGGCCGCAGGAGCGAUGCCGGCCCCCGAGAGCAGGUCGGUUUUUGAGGCCGCCCAGGACCCCGUCCUCCUGCGUGGGCUCGUCCUCGUCACCGGAGCAGCUGCGGACGCGUGGGGCACCGAGACGCCACCAGCGAGCCAGGAGAAACCCGUGGGUGCUAGCAGCAAGGAGAAGGCCCGUGAGGUCCCUGAGGUGCCAGAGCGUAUGUGCUGCUUGACCUGUGGGCAGGUCUUUGCCAGCCGGGAGGAGCAGACUGAGCACUACCGUCUCGACUGGCACCGGUUCAACCUGAAGCAGCGACUCCUGGGGCACCAGACACUGACGGUAGAAGCGUUUGAGGAGAAGACCCGUGCAGGUGAUGUUUCCAGCAUCUCGGGGUCUGAUUCAGAGAGCUCCGAUGCAAGUAGUGAGUCAGAGUUGCUGCCCUCUGCCAGCGACAGCCUUGGGCAUCCCCAGACCCCCCGAUCCCACAAGGUGCUCUUCCGCAAUGCGAAGGGCCAGCUCAUCUCCGCCUACCGCUGUGUGCUGGGCACCAGGAAGGGCGGCAGUGAGGAGCCAGCAGAGCUGACAGCAUCACUGCAGAGCCUUGGUGUGAGCACAUGCUGGGUUGUGCUGAUGAUGGGCGGUGGGCACUUCGCAGGAGCUGUGUUCCGGGGCCCCCAGGUGCAGGAGCACAAGACCUUCCACCGCUACACGGUGCGAGCCCGUCGGGGCACAGCCCAGGGCCUACGGGACGCCCAGACCCCAGGGUCGGCACCCAGGUCGGCCGGAGCCUCCCUGCGGCGUUAUAACGAGGCUGCGCUGCUCAAGGAUAUUCAGGACCUGCUGACAGCGUGGGCAAAGCACCUGAAUGAAGCUCAGCGCAUUUUCCUCCGGGCCCCGCGCCACAACCAGGCACUGCUUUUUGGUGGCAGGAACCCACCCCUCACCCGAGGCGACCCUCGCAUCUGCCACAUCCCCCUCAGCACCCGCAGGGCCACCCUGCGAGAGGUGCUGCGAGUGCAUGCCACAUUGGCCAGCCUGCAGGUGUAUGGGAAGGACACACCACUGGAGGAGAUCACUGGGUCGCCCUGGAAGGUCUGGCAGAAGAGGUGGCAAAAAGCAGACGUGGAUCCCGCGCAUGAGGACACAAGUGGCCCUGUCUUAUCACCUCCUUCAGCCCCAGGAGAGGAGGAAGAGGAAGAGGAAAACCCUGCAGGGGAACUGGAGACUGUUGAAGUGACACUGGGGACCUUGCACCUCCAGGAGUUCAAAGUGAUGCCUAAGCGAAACCGCAAGAGGAGGAAGAAGAGGGACAAGAAGGUGGAGAAAGGGCCCUGUGCUGAAGAGAUGGGGUGCCGUGGUACCCAGUGUGGGCAGCCCAGCCUGGAGCUGGUGCCGGAGCUGCAGGGGGAGGCUGAGGCUGAGCCCCUUCCUUGGGGCGAUGGAGGAGACCAUCAGACCCAGCUCCGUGAUGCCCUGUUCACUGCCUGCAAAACAGGGGAUGCGGGGAUGCUGCGACAACUCCUGGGUGUGCCAGAGAGCAGGGACCUUUCAGGGAACCAUAAGGAUGGGGUGGGCGCACAGCCACUGGAUAUGCCCCACUCUCUGCUCAACCAGCCCGUGGAUGAGCGUGGCUGCACCCUGCUUCAUGUGGCAGCACGUGCGGGGAAGGCUGAGGCUGUGCGCCUGCUGCUGGAGGUGGGGGCGGACCCUGCCCUCAGAGAUGGGCAGGAGAGGACCCCCUACUGUGUCUCUGCUGACAAACUGACCCGCAAUGCCUUCCGCAAGUUCAUGGUGGAUCAUCCAGACAAGUACGACUACAUCCGUGCCAAGGUGCCAGGGCCCCUGACGCAGGAGAUGGAGGCCAAGAAGCUAGAGAAGAAGCGGGCACAGAAAGCCCAGCGGAAGCAGCGGGAGCAGGUGCAGCGGGAGGAGCGGCAGCGCUGGGAGCAGGAGCAGGGAGAGAAGCAGCGGUUUGCAGCCCUGUCUGACAGGGAAAAGAGGGCCCUGGCUGCCGAGCGGAGGCUGGCUGCACAGCUGCAGGACACCGGCACAACUCUUGCCAACAUCAGCCGCUGCUGGCAUUGCGGAGAGUCCUUACUGGGCCGGAUCCCUUUCCAUUACCUUGACUUCUCUUUCUGCUCCACUGCCUGCCUGCAAACACACCGCCGGGCCCGGGCCAGCCACACAUAGGCUGGGGACUGCUGCC
This is a messenger RNA of Phalacrocorax carbo (great cormorant), 2265 nucleotides long. NCBI's taxonomy places the organism in Eukaryota, Metazoa, Chordata, Aves, Suliformes, Phalacrocoracidae. The record is from RefSeq and is a predicted model, not a curated record.